This is a messenger RNA of Vicia villosa (hairy vetch), 2738 nucleotides long. RefSeq lists its product as uncharacterized. Gene Ontology annotation, molecular function: zinc ion binding; nucleic acid binding. The record is from RefSeq and is a predicted model, not a curated record. The transcript has 4 exons. NCBI's taxonomy places the organism in Eukaryota, Viridiplantae, Streptophyta, Magnoliopsida, Fabales, Fabaceae. The coding region runs from base 1 to 2736 and encodes 911 amino acids.
AUGAGCAUUCCGCCAUCAUCAUCAAAGACGACGCGCAACAUUCCACCACCAUCAUCAAAGACGACGCACAACAUUCCACCAUCAUCAACUUGCAAAGAGGAUGUUCGAUUCUGUAUGAGACCAUCUAAAAGCAACUACGUUAAAAUAAGGCUUCAUCAUAGGGGACAGUUAGUAGAGAGUCCAUGUAAAUGGUAUGUUAAUGGUUUGGUGUCUGAACUGGAUUGGGAAUGGGAUACGGACUACAUGUCGUACAUGGAUUUAGAAGCUUUGAUUAAGGAUGAGGGAUAUAUAAAUAUCAAAUGUAUGUGGUACUGGAACCCUAGGUUUUCCUUUGGUCGUGGCCUUAGACCCUUAAACUGUGAUAACGAUGUUCUUAAGUUUGUUGAGGAUAUUAAGGGCUUUGAAUUGGUGGAUGUGUAUGUUGAGCACACAAUAGAAGAGACUCCUGUUGUUGAGGAUGAUGUUGAUGGCUGUCCAAACUAUGCUGAUGAUGAAGCUGAAUCAGAUGUUGAAAUUUUAGGUAAUCCUGUUGAAGUUGAAAAGGAACAUGUUGAGGCUGAAGUUGAAGGUGGGGGUGAACAUGUUGAUACUCAAGAGGAUGUUGGAAGUGAACAUGUUCAGACUCAAGAGGAUGAUGAUGAUAGAGACUAUGUUGCAAGUGAGGGUGAGGUAAGUAGUUCUAGUAAUGAGGUGAAUGUUGAACAGCCUGUGGAUUUGGAUUGGGCCACUAUAAUUCAAUGUGAUGAGGGUGGUGAUAAGGAUAGAAAUUCUGAUGAGGAUGAUGACUCUGAUGUGUUACAAACACCUAAUGGAAGUGGUAGUGAUGAGGAACAAGAAAAAUUUCCCUCUUUUAAAAGUGAGACCUCAAAGUUUGAACUAGGAAUGGUAUUUAGUAACAAAGAAAAGAUACACCAGGCUGUGGCAGAUUAUGGCUUGAAGAUGAACAAAAAUAUCCAUGUUAAGAAAAAUGAUGCAAAGAAGAUGGUGAUGAAGUGUAUGGAAGGCUGCAAUUUUCACAUGAGGAUUAGCAAAAGGGUUGGGAAUCAAUUUUGGCAAGUAGUCAGUUUAAAUGAUGAACACAAUUGUUCCAGAACUCCAGGUAACAGACAAGCAAAGACUACUUAUUUGGCUAAGCAGUUUGGUCACAUAAUUAGGCACAACCCUGAUAUGAAGCCAGCAGGUUUGAUUGCUCAAGCCAUUGAAAAAUGGGGAGUUAAGAUAUCUCGUGAUCAGGCAUAUAGAGCUAAAAGAAAGGCUAUGGAUUUGUUACAAGGUGCUGCUAUGGACCAAUUCAACCAUCUGAGAAGCUAUGCCCAAGAGUUACUAAAAUCUAACCCUAAUAGCAGUGUUGUCAUCAGAUGUUCUCCUUCAAAUGAAGGCCCUGUCUUUGAAAGGAUUUAUGUCUGUCUAGAGGCUUGCAAAUAUGGGUUUGCAAAUUAUUGUAGACCAUUGAUUGGAUUGGAUGCCUGUUUCUUGAAAGGUGACUUUGGAGGACAACUUAUGGCUGCUGUUGGGAGAGAUGGAAACAAUAAAAUUUUUCCUAUUGCUUAUGCUGUUGUGGAAGCUGAGACAAAAGAUUCAUGGGAUUGGUUUAUCAAACUUUUAUUGGAAGACCUAGAAGCUAUAAACAAAAGAGCUUAUGUUUUCAUUUCUGACCAACAAAAGGGAUUGGUACCUGCUAUUCAAAGUGUGAGUGAACAUGUUGAGCAACGCCUUUGUGCAAAACACCUAUAUGGGAAUUGGAAGAAGAAAAAUCCUGGGCUUGAAUUCAAAGAGGUAAUGUGGAGUGCGGCUAGAGCUACAACUGUACCAGCAUGGGAAAGGGCAAUGGCAAAGAUGAAGAGCAUGAAGCAAUCUGCAUGGAAGGAUAUGAUGGAUAUCCCUGCCCAUUAUUGGAGUAGAUCUCACUUCAAAACAUAUUCUAAAUGUGAUCUUCAAGUAAACAACAUGUGCGAGGCUUUUAAUAGGGCAGUUCUAGAAUAUAGGGAUAAACCAAUCAUCACAUUGUUAGAAGGGAUUAAGCACUACCUUACCAAAAGGAUAACUAAGCAAAAGGAAGUCAUGACUAACUACAGUGGUGACAUAUGCCCCAGAAUACAACUUGUGCUUGAAACCAACAAGAAGGAUGCACAACAUUGGACUCCAACAUGGCAUGGUGAUGAUGACAUGGCAAUAUAUGGUGUGACUAAUGGAAGGGACACUUAUGUGGUUAAUUUGAAGAAUGAGACUUGUGCAUGUAGGAAAUGGGAUUUAACUGGAAUCCCUUGCAGUCAUUCCAUUACAUGUAUGUGGCAACACAAGAAUAAACCAGAAGAUUAUGUUUCUCAAUAUUACAGGAAGAGUAAUUACAAGAACACUUACUCCCAUAUUAUAUACCCUACUAAUGGUCCACAGCUUUGGCCUUUGGAUGAGCAAUCUAAAAUGAAUCCACCAAUUAUGAGAAGGGCCAUAGGUCGUCCUAAGAAAAUGAGGAACAAGGCUAAUGAUGAACCAAAGAAUCCGCAUGUCCUUCCUAGAAGAUUUGCAACAGUCACAUGUACUAAGUGUGGAGCAAUGGGACACAACAAGAGGAGUUGCAAGGGAAAGAGGGCAGCUGACAGAGCCAUCCCAAAAGGUGGAAAUACCAAGACUAAAAAGGGUGGUCAACAGAAGAAAACCAACACAAGUCAAGUUGAGAUUGGAUCCUCAUCACAGGAACCCCAACCAACUCAACAAUCUCAGCAUGAACAGCUAUAGUC